Messenger RNA from Heterostelium album PN500, 603 nucleotides. RefSeq lists its product as uncharacterized. The record is from RefSeq and is a predicted model, not a curated record. The coding region runs from base 1 to 603 and encodes 200 amino acids. NCBI's taxonomy places the organism in Eukaryota, Evosea, Eumycetozoa, Acytosteliales, Acytosteliaceae. Gene Ontology annotation, biological process: cobalamin metabolic process. Gene Ontology annotation, cellular component: mitochondrion. The transcript is spliced from 3 exons.
AUGUCUACAUCUAUAGAUGAAAAUAAUAACAAUAGUACUAGUAAUAGUAGUAGUAAUAAUAGUGUAAUGAUGUUGGAUGUUGAAGAAUAUAUAGAAGCAUUAAAUAAAAGAUUCACAAUUAAACUUUGUAAUAGUAAAGACCUUCAGACCAACCUUAAGGAAUUGUUUCCAACACCAAUCACAGAGAUUCUAUCAAAACAACAACCUAUACAUUUGAUUUUAGUUUGGACACCUACAACUCUACCAAUGAGUGGAUACUCUGAUAGAACUGAUGUAGAACGUGAACAAGUUGCAAAUACCGUAACAUUGGCAUCAAAGAUUUGUAAAUCAAUAUCAGAUAAUAAUAAUAAUAAUAGUGAUAGUGUUUCAUAUUGGUCAGAUUUCAUUGAUCCUUUGUCUGGUGUUCCAUAUUUAAAUAGAGAAAAUGUCAAUUCAAUAUUUAUACCGACUGAUAUGGGUGUGCCACUAGGUAUCGAUAUUAUAGAUGUUGGCUGUUGUCAGGUGAUGAGACAUCCUGAAUGGAGAGUUAGAGCUUUAUUCUCAAUGAUAGUAACAAAUGCACCAAUCGAGAUUAUUUCCAAUGCAAUUAAAUCACAAAUAUAA